Molecule: messenger RNA, 678 nt
Organism: Trichoderma virens Gv29-8
Lineage: Eukaryota; Fungi; Ascomycota; Sordariomycetes; Hypocreales; Hypocreaceae
Exons: 2
Coding region: 1-678 (225 amino acids)
Cellular component (GO): cytosol; mitochondrion
Molecular function (GO): peptidyl-tRNA hydrolase activity
Source: RefSeq, a predicted model, not a curated record
AUGGCUUCCGCCGAACAGGCCCAGCAGACGGGCGUCAUCCUCACAACCGCCCUCGCCAGUCUCGUCACGGGCUACAUGUUUGGCAUCUUCACCGCGAGAGGGUACCUCAUCUCGCCUGCUCUGGCAGAGGAGCGCCGGAGAUACCACAACGACCCUGUCGAGAGCGAGGAGAGCGACGUGGAUGAGGACGAUACGCUGCUGGACCAUGCGCCGAACUGGGCCAACGGACUCGAUGCGGAUAAGAGACAGGGCCUCAAGUUUGGCGAGUCGGGCGCUGCGGAGAGGAAGAGCUUGAUGAUGGACAGUAGCGAGGAGUGCAAGCUGGUGCUGGUUGUGCGGACGGAUCUGGGCAUGACAAAGGGCAAAAUCGCUGCUCAGUGCUCACACGCUACCCUCGCCUGCUACAAGGCCCUCGCCCGCGCCGACCCGGCCUCCCCCGAACGCAAGGUGCUCGCUCGAUGGGAGCGUUUCGGCCAGGCCAAGAUUGCGGUGCAGAUUAAGAGCCAGGCCGACAUGUUGGAGCUGCGAGGCAAGGCCCGUGCUAUGGGACUUACGGCAGAGGUCAUUCAGGAUGCUGGACGGACGCAGAUCGAGGCGGGUAGCAUGACGGUGCUGGGCGUUGGUCCAGGCCCCAAGAGCUUGGUGGACAAGGUGACGGGACACCUCAAGUUGUUGUGA